This is a messenger RNA of Eimeria acervulina, 7359 nucleotides long. RefSeq names its product C2 domain-containing protein, putative. Gene Ontology annotation, biological process: plasma membrane organization. NCBI's taxonomy places the organism in Eukaryota, Apicomplexa, Conoidasida, Eucoccidiorida, Eimeriidae. The record is from RefSeq and is a predicted model, not a curated record. Bases 1 to 7359 code for a protein of 2452 amino acids. The transcript has 36 exons.
AUGGCAGACCUGGCAUCGCUGCUGUUGGCGGCUACGCUGGGAGGAGGUGGGCAGCGGCAGCCCUCUCGAGGUCUUGAAUUGCCUGCGCUGUUCAACUGCGGGACGACGGAAGCGGAACCAGAAGAAAAGUUUGUUAAUGCUCCUCCACCAAAGCAAGGGCCCCUCUUUCUACGUAUGUGUGUUCUCUGCGGAAAUGACCUUGCAGCAGGCGACGUAACGGGGGCCUCUGACCCUUAUGUCAGCAUUCGUUAUGAAGGGCACUCUUUCUGCUCACCGCCCCAGAUGAACACGCUGAACCCUGUAUGGGAGUAUUCAUUUGAAACGGAAGUCAAGGACAUGGGGAUGCAGGGGGAUUUCUUGGGUUCAUGCCAGCUGAAGAUAACUCGGAACCCAUCAAAGCUCAAAAAGGAAACCAUUCCGCUUUCUUCGGUCCCAGCUCCCUUCUUUUCUAAACCCCCAAACAGCCGCAUAACUGUUUUCUACCAUGUGGUGGAGAGGCUAGAAGACCAACCCGACUUGGUGGAGCUUGCGAGGCGCCUCGGCGACGAGGCCGGCGAGAAACAACAGCCGCAGAGCAUGACCACGGAUCAUCCAUCCAUUUCAGAGGACAAAAUGGCUGCACUGCGGCUAUCCGUUGGUCACCAGAAGGCAAUCAGCCAGCCCGGGAUACCCGACGGUCUCCGUUAUUUGUAUGGGCCUCCGGGUGUGGGGUGGCAAACAGACUUCCAUUUGAAGGAUGUCACACUGGAGGAUUUGGUCCAGCUCCGUAUCGUCGUUGAGUGGAUGCUUCGAGAUGCAACCGCGGACGAAAUAGAAUUGGCCCGCAAGGAAUAUUUGAGCGAUCUCACUCCCACAGACCAAAGCCCCAGUCUCACAGCGACGGAGAAUGCGAACGCCAGCAAAGGUGAAUCCGCCCAAGAAUGUACAGAAGGAGAAAACUCCCAAGGGCGGCUCUGCCGGUUCCGUUCGAAAGUGCACCACGAGUCAAAGGGCAGCCGCCUGCUCGGAGACGAGAAGGGCUCCCCGGACAAUGAAGAUGCAUCAACCUUACACACGAGCAUGGGCGGCAAGGUCCAAAAAGAGCAAACGAAGGAGCCGGGGAACUUCAACACCGGCCAGAACAUAUCUCCAAAUGUCUCCCCUUUGCUUUCAGAAGGGGUUCCGAACUUUCGCUACAUGGCAGUUGCCCCUGGACGAAAUCCGCGAAUUCUGCACCGAACGCCGCCUCUGUGCCUGGGCAGGUCAAUUGGCUCCGCUGUAAAAGCCGCCUUGGCUCCUGCGGGGGAAUCGAAAAAAGAAGACCCUGCAGGCGCUGGCGACCCCCCCAAAGACGCAUUGACUCUUUACCUGCACUUAUACGCGGACUUCCUACCCAAAACAGAUGCGGACUACGACGCCCAACCGUGGAACGACUGUGACCCCUUCGUGGUUAUCAACUCUGGCAAUCUCAAGGCGCAGAAGUCGUCUUGGACAACGACAGUUCAGAACAAUCGCCAAAGGGAAGUGGAGUGGGAGUGCAUGACCGUUGAAGUAUGCAAAGAUCGGCGCCGCCGCCGACUGACCUUUGAGUUGUUUGAUUCGGACACUCCUUUUAUGUUUGGUUCGGGAAUCCUUAAACAGCGCAUUGGUAUGGCGCAAAUGAACCGAAUACCGCUGAACCGGCCAACAUGGCUGCACAUGUUUGGAGGAGCCAUUAACGGAGCGAGGGAAGAAUACAACGCGGCCAUGAUCAAGGGGGCUUUGGAGCCACCGUCGACGUACCGCGGCAGUCUCUGCGUCCUGGCUGACACGAAACGAACCCGGCGCAGAGACUGGCCCCCAUUCCCAGAUCGGUCGGGCGUCUCUGUGCACAUUCAGGUGACCAUCGGCAGGGCGCUCUACUUGCCAGACACAUUCAGGGGACGCGAGGUCAGCCUCUUGAUUCAAGUGCCCGGCUGUGUGCUCGAAACAUCCGGUGGGGGAGUCGGUCCUGGGAAGGGUUUGUUCUCUCAGCGCCGAGUGUCCAAACCAGUGCCCCUCACAAGUAGCCUCAGCGGCGUCCGCAAGUGCCGCGAAAUGGCUGAAAUUCCUCCGGCAAAUGCAGAUAUUCUCGAGUUUCCUGGAUACGUAGACAGCAAAGGCGUCCUGCGGUUGUACAAUUGGACAGCCCCGCGGUGGCAAAUGCAACACGACACGGCGACGGCGCUCAAAGAGGCCAGCACGAGCAACAAGAAAGGGAGUGGCUACUUAAGCUCCGGUGCCUCCGAGCCAGACACCGUUUGGAAGGACCUCGCUGAGUUGCCGCUUUCCUUAAUGAAUGCUUGGGUAUUCCGCGAGUCGGAACCAGUGUUCCUCCUUCCUCAGGUGCAGCAUGCCUACGUAUAUCUGGUCGCAGCGGGAGAGGAGCAUCUGCCCCCCAAGGUCUUUGGUCGCAUUCCUCUUACCCUGAGUGCAGGCACAAAAGCUGCACUGGACACACAUGGCACAGCGGGGGACGUCAAUGAGUGGCCACCCACAGAAGCAUUCGCCAACGAGAAAGCCAAUAGUGACUCGGAACUGGAGCAAACGAUACAAUCCAAUCAAGAAGCUGAGCAGAAAGGUUCCUUACAUCCUGCAGUGUCUCAUUGUCAAAAAAUGUCGUGGGAGGCAAGCGCAGUGCAGGACCACAUCACAGAUGCCGCCUCCGACGACGGCGUAGUCAUCGAGCCGCUGAAGUGGAUCCAGAUGCAUUGGGACCAGUCAGUUACUCCUCUCCCGGAAUGUCGUUUCCCGUCAACUUUUGCGGCUUGUCUCCUCGCCUCUGCCCGGGCGGUUUUAAACAGUACACCUCCCUCGCCAGGGUACGAUUCCACUGCGUCAGGGGACUCGCAAAGUAGCCCUGACAACCUCAGUCAAGGACACGAAGGGGAAGCACCCGACUGGGAGGAGAGUUAUGGAAUUCUUCCUAGCGAUAAAUCUUUGGUGGCUAGACACGAAAUUCCCGAACCCGAAGUCAUUUCGGUGUUCUGCGGAGUGGACACGCGGGAGCGCCGCUGCGGUCACAUAGGGAGAAAAGUGUUAAGUGAAUCACUUUUUUACCUUCCUGCUGAAAACGGACAAUCUGAACAUCAUAGUCAUGAUCGUGGCCGGAGAACAGUAGGGUCUCUUCCAGCUUCGGCAAUUCAACUGUCACCAUUUUACAAAAAGGUAUUUUUUCACGGGGACAUUCUUCAGGCAAGGAGUCUCCCGGCCAUGGACAAUGAUGCGCUCGUAAAUCCUUGGUGGUCCCUAGAGGUUGAGGGGGAGAUCAUUAAAAUGGUAGACGAGCAAAAUAUUGACCGGGAAAUGAGUUGCUUAAAAACAAGCUUGAACCCCGCUUUUCUGCAGCGGACAGUUGCCCCCAUAUAUUUAUAUCUUAGUCCUCAAACAAAUGUUGAAAGUGUCGCCUUUGCCAAUGGACUCCCCCCCUUUAACCAAUUGCUGCUGCCGCCUCCCCCCGUGUUGCUGCGUGUUUUCGACAUCGACAUCGAAAAAGGCGGCGAAGUAGCAAAGGAGAUGAUAGCCCUGGUCAUAGAGUGGUCCCCUGCCAAUUUAGACAUGCGUUAUAGAGCGGCCUUGCAGAAGUUGGACCCUGAAGGCUUUCAUGGAAGUUUGGGCAACGGAAAGCAGCUAAGGGAGUCUGUAACAGACGUUAACUAUGCCCACGAAGCGGUUUGGUACUCUCUUGCGAACAGAGAAAAGGCAACGUUCACCGCAGUAGAAGAAAGCAUGGCUACGACCCUCGAAUGGGAUGCAAAGCCGCGGCUGUUGGCAGCUGUUGGGUUUGCCUUGAACGGGAAUGACAAUAGCCCCAAUCAGCGUCAAUAUACAGCCACAACGCCAGAUUGUCGAAGUCAUCCAGAUGCCGAAGACAAAGCAUGGGUUAUCCCCCCAGUAGCGCCGUGGCCAGUGCUCGCGCUGGACAGCCCCGCAUACGUGAAAGCUUCCAAUUGCCCGCUGUUGAAAUACCAUUUUGACGUUGACGUGCUCGGCAUUCGGUGUUUACCGAACUCGCCUAUUGAGCAAGGAGGGUCGGAACUGGUUCUUCAGGUCUCUGCUUUCUGGCAAGGCAGCGCCAAAGACUUGCAACUAACGUUGAGUUCCUCAGACUUCCCAGGCCCCAAUGUGGUGGCUCGCUUUAGCGAAACCGAACCGGACACGCGGCGGAAGGUAUUUGUAGAAAUUGUUGAUGUGAAGGAAGGGAAGAUGUCGCGUCAAGUCUUACUGCCAAUACGGCGCACCGUCGAGUCAAGCACUGCACCUGGCCAGUGGGUUGGGGCGCGGUUGUCUAUUACCUCCUUCGCCACACCGUACUUACCCUACAUUCAGGCGGAAGUAUCCAACCUAUCGGAUCAGAUGGAAAGAAUGAAGCAGCGUGCAAUUACAAAGUCUUGCGAUGGCAUGGACGAAACAACGGGAGGAACAACUGAGGAUUCCUGCAAAAAAAUGGAGUCUCAAGCUGUUUUCAGCAGUCGGGGCAGCGGCCGCAUCUUGCGCAAUCACGGUAUAAAGGCAAUAUUACCAGACAUUUGCUUUCGCCUGGUAAAUAGAGACGGAGCGGAACUGGGCACGUUGUCACUGGCGCUAAAUUCGUUUGUAAAAGUUCCCCAAGGAGAGCACUGUCUCAAGUUGCAGCUCGAGAGUCCUCUGUUGGCUCGGCUUCCUCCGCCUAUGAUGGAUGUUGGAAUGAUGGAGACUCAGAUUUUCUUCUGCCCUGAGACGAUUCCUGGAGCUUAUGCCUCCCUUGCUAACUUGCUAGUGUUAAUUCAGGAGCAACGGAUUAUGCCCGACUUGCCGUUUGUCAAUACGGCGGAUGUAGACGUUCUAGUCGAAUGCUUUACCGAGCAUACAGGGGAACUCAUCUACGACUCCGACUGCAGAGCGGGCCGAAUGCUGACGGACCACGAUAUGUUUUUUGUCCGCGACAGUGCGGGCCGUGUGCACACCCACGUCUUGAAUGCUGACGAUUACUUCGCCGGAUGUGGCGAAAAGGCGGACAUUCCCUUUGUAGAGCCCAUCAUGCAGGCCGACCUGUCGGAUCCGGGCCCCACCCCUGUCGAGUAUGCCAACUUCUUUUCGGAAACGCGUCGUUGCAGCUGCGACAAGAGCGGGGGUGACCGACUCGGCUCCAAAAAGAGGAGUGUGGAGGCCUCGAAAACCUUCCGCCCUGAAGAAGAAGAACAGGCAAAGCCGGUCCAAAAGUUCGACCACAAAGCAGCGGCGAAUCAAGAGGAUGAGCGAGUCCGGCAUGCAACGCGCACGUGGCUCCGCAAGCGAGGCCAUGAAGCUUCUCUGGAUGAAGAAAGCUCGUGCUUGUUGGCUCGGCUGAUGCUGAUGCGGUCUGAGUACGACUCGGUGGAAUCCCGUGUGGUGGUCUGGUCGGCUUCACCUAGCGGAGGGGAAGGUCGCUUCGGCAGGGCAGGCGACCUUUUGCUUAUCUUUAGAACGACAGCUGACAAGCAGUACCAUCGCAUUUGCGUUCCUAGCCUAGACAUACGAUAUCCCCAUGAAAAUGCAUUCUACAUCUACGAUACAAUCACCCAGAGUUUCGUGGACUUCCACAGAGUAUGCGUGGAGCAGAAGCUGAAGCGCCUCAAGAUUCAGCUCAGAGGACGCGAACUCGACAACCUGGCAAGCGAUUGGCCAGCCUGCCCUUCUUGCACACACGCCCCACUGGCUGCAUUGAGGCAAUACCAUCACCCCUUAGCAGGACAGGCUGACCAGCAGGAACUUGAGGUGGAAAUCUUCGAACUCGAAACCGAGCUGGCGAGGCUCCGCGAAGUUGGUGGUGGGUACAGACGAGAAGCAUGUGAUGAUCCAAAGGCUGGCUUUAGCUACGCACUUGAUGUGCAACGCGGCGAGUUGGUAUGCCGGCUGAAGAAGACAAACACCUAUUUUGACCGCAACCAAAGCCUGUUGUGGUUCGACAGUUUCGCAAUGCUUCCUACCCUCAACUUAGCCCUCCCGAUGGUUUGGGGAGAGGACAAGAAGAAAAUAGCCGUUCUUAAGGGAUGGGUAAGGGUGACAGACAUUACUUCAAUGGAACAGACCCUCAGCAUUGCUCAAGAGGGUGAUAGAGGCGGUGCUGCGGCCGACAGAGCAAUAGAGACUCGGAUACAGCACCUGCAACCACCAGGAAGAAAGAAAGUUUCCAGUGUCGCUUCAGAAGCAUCUGGAGUCGCCACUGCUGGCUAUCCGCCCCCUCCAGUGGUUAUUGCUCCCCCCAUGCACCGCUGGAUGGAAGAAGUGGUGGUGGUGCAUGUCUACGUUUUGACAGCACGAAACCUACAAAAUGUGGACGCAAUAGGAAUGAGUGAUCCGUACUUAAAGGUACAACUCGGGCAGCAGCUUGUCGUAUCAGACCGAGUAUUUGAUGGGUGGCUAGCACUAAGAGCUUCCCGGAUAACGCAAUAUCAAAAGAUGUGCCCUGUGGUUGGACCGGGAAAGAAGACAUUCGUCCCUCCUUUGCACUACUUUCCGAUCGAGUUUCAAUCCCUGCAGACAGGGGAGAGCGAAGGAGAACUGGGUUUAUCCCAGGGGACUCUUCGGUACUUUGUCGACUUGCAUGGCGAAACGGAUCCCUAUGAAGAGCUUUCGAUUGCCCAUUUGGGGAGUGAGGAAGAAUUUGAGCUGCGUUUCAUCGUUUGGAAUGUCGAGAACAUUAAUGUGUUUAAAGGUUCUUCAGGCGAGCGUAAUGACCUAAAAGUUCGUGUUGAGCUUUUCAUGACGAACUUCGAAUUGGUGGACAUGUACGAAAGUUUCGACACGGAUGUGCAUUUCUUCUCGAAGCGCACGGCCACGUUUAACUGGCGUAUUCUUAAACGGGUCAAACUUCCCCUGGCUUCCCUGAGCGUCAAGCUUACUCUCGUGGAUAUCAACGCCCCUGCAGCUGACAACGCUCUCUACAAUCCAGAGACGCUUAGUCUCGACGCAAUGACUCUAACUGCUAUUACUCGGUACCGCCAAGACCAACAAGCGAUGGGCCCUGUUGACUUUGACGUUGUAUUCGAGGACCCUUUGGGGGCCGGCAUGGUUGAGCACUGGUGCCAGGCCUUUUGGUGUGCCCCCUACGAAGCCAUGGGAUGUCCCCCGGCUGUGACGGGCUGCUGCAACCGGCGAGAAGUGCGUGGAAACUUUUUGGAAGACAAUGAUGAGCUUCUAUCUGGGCCCACGACGCUUCACUGCACCGUCUCUUUGCUACCGAAGAGAGAAGCGGACGCCCAGCCAGUGGGCGCAGGUCGCGCUGCGCCGGAGCCGUUGCCGGAGCCAACAGACCGCCCGUCGCCUAAUAUGAUGUUGACUGAUCCCGUGGGGUAUUUAACAUUAGUUAUUGGAAAGCAAACGUGCGCCCUUAUACAGUGA